GCGCUCAGCUUCCACUGCAGUUCAGCCUGAUUCAACUGCUUCAUGGAGUAUAUACAGACCAAACUCUUGGAGGGGAUCGUAGAGCUGGACAAACAGAAAUAAGGAUGGUCUAUACCACGGCUUUGCUCUUUGGACACGGAGUGCCCGGCAUGACGGAGGAGGACAGUGUCCUGGAGAUGAUGGAAAAGUACUUCUUCCAGCUCACACCCCCGGGGCCGAAGACGAGCUCAGCCCGGAGGGGGAGUGUCGAGAGUUGCGAGGAUAGAGAGAACUGCUCGUCAUUUGACAGUUUGGACGCCGGGUUGGAACAUGAGGAGCGGCUCCUCCAGCAGGACGUGACCCAGCAGAUAGAGCGUCCGGAGCCCAGGGCUCCCCCCCUCCACUGCCAGGUGCUGCUGCUACCUCGCCACGUGACCACCAGGGUCGGGCAGGACGUGGUGCGCUCCUCGGCCGACGAGCCCUGCGGCCUCCGAGGUGCCUCCAUCCAGGUCUACGUAGACUGCAAAGACGGGCUGAAGUCUGUGGGGAGCGUCUUCCCUGACCCGAGUGUCACCCCGACUUUUGAACUAUCUGUGAUCUUCAAGGCAGACAAAGAUGGCGGCUGGCCGCCACUGAGACGCAUCUUUGAUACCAACAAAGUGUUGAAGCUGAGAGCGGAGUACCGACUGGUGAAGAGGAAGCUCUACUCCUCUGCCAGUCCUGUCAUUCAUGACUUCAACUAGCGUGUUAACCCCGGUUGUUUUGUGUGAUGUGACUGUUCUUGUUCAUGUUUUAAAUGCCAGGCUCCAUGCGCACUGGAUGCUGGAUUUACUCUGCACUAGAUUAGCUCUGAGGAAACUGGCUGUGGUUUCAUGUGUGGAUGUCUUAGAAAAUUGGAGCAGGGGCUCGAACUGUUUACUCUGCGGCCACAAAGCGGCCGAAUGUAAAUUGUCACUGUAAAAUAUUUCACAGGAAUGGGCGGGUCUCAUUCCUGCAGUGUGCUGUCCUUUUAUAUAUAUUUUUUU
Messenger RNA from Monopterus albus (swamp eel), 1004 nucleotides. Its product is annotated as DNA damage-inducible transcript 4-like protein. The record is from RefSeq and is a predicted model, not a curated record. NCBI's taxonomy places the organism in Eukaryota, Metazoa, Chordata, Actinopteri, Synbranchiformes, Synbranchidae. Gene Ontology annotation, cellular component: cytoplasm. Gene Ontology annotation, biological process: negative regulation of signal transduction.